This is a messenger RNA of Pongo pygmaeus (Bornean orangutan), 3537 nucleotides long. RefSeq names its product tubulin tyrosine ligase like 13 (gene TTLL13). NCBI's taxonomy places the organism in Eukaryota, Metazoa, Chordata, Mammalia, Primates, Hominidae. Bases 267 to 2381 code for a protein of 704 amino acids. Gene Ontology annotation, biological process: protein polyglutamylation; microtubule cytoskeleton organization. Gene Ontology annotation, cellular component: ciliary basal body. The record is from RefSeq and is a predicted model, not a curated record. Gene Ontology annotation, molecular function: tubulin-glutamic acid ligase activity; tubulin binding. The transcript is spliced from 15 exons.
CUUAAGGAAGUGCUGCCUCUGCAACUGCAGCCACGGCCGCUGAGAGCUAGGAGUGAACCCCUGAGGGGGAGCAGGUUCCCCCUCGCGAUCGUGGGGACAGCCAGUCCUGUGAAACGAGGAGGCGGUUCCGGAUGCCCAGAAACGCCCAGGGAUAAGUGGAGCCGGGGGAAGAGGGGACAUGAGCGGCCAGCUGAGUCCAUCCCCAGGCCGCUAGGGGCGGACCCAGCAGCCCCUCAGCUCUCCUCGGAACCACGGAAUCUGAGAGAAUGGAGCCCAGUACCUGUAGGACCAGCGUAUCAGAGGAAGACUAUGUUGAGGAAAAGGAAUCUAAGAAGUGUGUUAAAGAGGGAGCUACCAUCCCCUCUAACUCUUCACAGCAGUCUCUCUUAAAAGCUGACUAUAAGGCAUUAAAAAAUGGGGUUCCCUCACCCAUUAUGGCCACAAAAAUUCCGAAGAAAGUCAUAGCCCCAGUUGACACAGGCGACUUAGAAGCUGGGAGGAGGAAGAGAAGGCGGAAACGCAGAUCCCUGGCCAUCAACCUGACCAACUGCAAGUAUGAGAGUGUGCGUCGGGCAGCCCAAAUGUGUGGCCUGAAGGAGGUGGGGGAGGAUGAAGAGUGGACUCUGUACUGGACAGACUGCGCUGUCUCGCUGGAACGAGUCAUGGACAUGAAAAGGUUUCAGAAAAUCAACCACUUCCCUGGCAUGACAGAAAUCUGCCGCAAAGAUCUGCUGGCUCGGAACCUCAACCGCAUGUACAAACUCUAUCCCUCUGAGUACAACAUCUUCCCCCGCACCUGGUGCCUCCCCGCAGACUAUGGGGACUUCCAGUCCUACAGUCGUCAGCGAAAAGUCCGCACGUAUAUCUGCAAGCCAGACAGUGGCUGUCAGGGACGUGGCAUCUUCAUUACCCGAAAUCCCCGGGAGAUCAAGCCAGGAGAGCAUAUGAUCUGCCAGCAAUACAUCUCCAAGCCCUUCCUCAUUGAUGGCUUCAAGUUUGAUAUGCGAAUCUACGUCCUGAUCACAUCCUGUGACCCUCUCCGGAUCUUCAUAUAUAAGGAGGGCCUAGCCCGUUUUGCCACCACGCCCUAUGUGGAGCCCAGCCAUAACAACCUGGACAAUGUCUGCAUGCACCUGACCAACUAUGCUAUCAACAAACACAAUGAGAAUUUUGUCCGGGAUGGUGCUGUGGGCAGUAAGAGGAAGCUGUCGACACUCAACAUCUGGCUGCAAGAGCACAGCUACAACCCUGGAGAGCUGUGGGGGGACAUCGAGGACAUCAUCAUCAAAACCAUCAUCUCAGCCCAUUCUGUUCUACGCCACAACUACCGAACCUGUUUUCCCCAGUAUCUGAAUGGAGGUACAUGUGCCUGUUUUGAGAUCCUUGGUUUUGACAUCUUGCUGGACCACAAGUUGAAGCCCUGGCUGCUAGAGGUAAACCACUCUCCAAGCUUUACCACGGACUCAUGCCUUGAUCAAGAGGUAAAGGAUGCACUUCUCUGUGAUGCUAUGACCCUUGUCAACCUCCGGGGCUGUGACAAAAGGAAGGUGAUGGAGGAGGAGAAGCGGCGAGUCAAGGAAUGGCUUUUCCAGUGCCACCAACAGCCACGAGAAUCUAGGAAAGAAAAAACUGAGUCAUCCCAUGUGGCAAUGCUGGACCAGGAACAAUACGAGGAUUCUCACCUGGGAAAAUACCGGCGGAUCUACCCUGGGCCUGACACGGAGAAGUAUGCCCGCUUCUUCAAGCACAAUGGCUCCCUCUUCCAGGAGACUGCUGCUUCCAAGGCCAGAGAGGAGUGUGCCAGGCAGCAACUAGAGGAGAUCCGCCUUAAGCAGGAACAGCAGGAGACCUCGGGCACUAAGAGGCAAAAGGCCAAGGACCAGAACCAGGGUGAAUCAGCUGGGGAGAAAAGCCGACCCAGGGCAGGGCUCCGGAGUCUUUCUACCCGCUUGGCUUACAGGAACCGCAACUGGGAGAAAGAGCUGCUGCCGGGACAGCUGGACACCAUGAGGCCUCAAGAAAUUGUGGAAGAGGAGGAGCUGGAGCGGAUGAAGGCCCUGCUACAAAGGGAGACUCUCAUCCGAAGCCUGGGUAUUGUAGAGCAGCUCACCCGUCUGCAGCACCCUGGCCCCCAGGGCCAGAAAAAACUUCAUGAGAGUCGGCCCAAGAACUUCAACUGGACAGGAGAGCCAGCAGCCAUCAACUCCUGUUCAUUGUCAAUGAAGAAGGCUGGGAGGCGCUAUUUUUCCAGUGCCAGAAUCAGGCUCACUAGCCGUCACGCUCUGUCGCCAAGGCUGAAUGAAGUACAUGGCUUGAUCUCACUUCACUGCAAACUCCACUCACGGGCUCAAGUAAUUCUCCUGCCUCAGCCUCCUGAGUAGCUGGGACUAUAGGCACACACCACCAUGCUCGGCUAACUUUUGUAUUUUUUGUUUUUGCCAUGUAGCCCAGGCUGGUCUUGAACUCCUGAUCCACCCGAAUCAGUCUCCCAAAGUGCUAGGAUUACAGGUGUGAGCCACCACACCAGGCCUAUUUAAUCCUGUCUGUACACUAGACCCUGGUGAUAGAAAUGGCAGAAAUACAGUCCCAGCACUCAAGAGGUAAUAGGAACAUGGACAAGAAGACAUACCACACCAAUUACAAUACAGUGUGGGAAAGACAGUGGAGGGAAGCAUGAGAUGCCCUUCCUCUGUGUUGGUAAUUGGGCCACAGUUGGGAAAGAGGUGAACAAAUCUCUUCUGUGAAUACCAACUCAGGGACAUCAAUGUUUCCACUGCAGAAGGACAAGCCAGCAGAAGGCUAGAAGCCAUAAACCGAGUCCUGGCAGGAUCAGUGCCACCCACUUUAACCCCAAAGCAGGGCUAUUUUCUGCAACCGGAAAGAGUGGCAUCUGACUCAUGGACUGAAUGCACCUUGCCCUCCAUGGUAAACUCUGAACACAGAGCAGCCAAGGUUCCCCUCUGCCCUGCGUCUGCACCCGUGCUGCAGCGUUCCAGAGCACUCCUCAACAUCAAUCAGUUCAGGUAAAAGCAGGAGGGAAGCACUCUACCUCUCCUGGAGAACCUCCCCAGCUUUCCAAAGGGCAUUCAAUCUUUGCUAAAUGAAUGACUGCCACCAAGUUCCACUUUGAAAAGCCCUGCCCAGGAACCCCAUUUGUAUAAGGCAAAAUACAAAGACACCAAGAAUUCCUCAAUACCCUAAGAUUAAUUGGGGAUCGGUAAAGACUAGAAGAUGAAGAGGCGCCAAGGCCAGCCAUGUACUCAUUUCUGCUCAUCAAGCCUUAGCCUGGGUUUAUCGCUAGGUGAUGGGUCUGAACCCUAGGUGCGGCCCGGGGCUGGAGGCCAUCCAGGAGACAAAGAGCCCCUUUCCCAGAGGAGCCGAGUGCCCAAGGCACUGGGCUGUCGCCGUCAAAAGACUGCCGAGCGGAAGCCCUGCCCACCGAGGUGGCGGAGACAGGCAGGCCUGGGCAGCCGCUGGGGCGGAGGGACGGCUCUUGGAAACGGAAUCCGUACUUUAAUUAAAGUUUAUGCAGUUUUC